CCCUAUCAGAGCGCAGAGCUGCAAGUUGCUAUGACAGGAGGCAGAGGACGCCAGCUGGACCAGGCUCUCCGGGAUUUACCGAUCUUUGGCGAUGCACAAGAUCAGCUGCGUUUUUUAUUUUACUUCUGCCGUAGAGCCUGUCUGAUCUGAUUUGUUUUUAUACCUGCUCUGCUGAUGUUUCUGCACGAAGGAUGAAGAAAAAAAGUUGUUUGUUUUGUAAUUUAACGUCAUAUUUAGUAAAUCAGAUUCUUUAAAUAGAAAAGGUUUACUUUUGGGUGUGUUUUCCUGAAAGAAAGAGGUUGAAACACCACUUAGACUUUUUACCACUAUAUCCUAAAUUACCGCCAUGCUGUCCAGCGUGCGGCGGCACAGCCUCCGCCUCCAGUCGGAGCUCCACCGCUGGAGCAUCUGCGACCCGGGCAGCCACCUCCUCCCGGACGGCCUCCUGGCCCGGGUCCCAAUGUGCAUCUCCCGCUCCAAAUCCUGCGCCAGCUCCGCCGGGGAAUCGGACGGGAGCCGCGGGAGCUGGUCGUCAUCGGACUCGGUUAUCUCCGUCGACUCCGCCGGGGGCGCGGUGGAGCCCGGGAGCCCGUACAGGGUGGUGCUGCUGGGGGCCAGCGGGGUCGGUAAGACUGCGUUCGCAAACAUCUUCGCAGGCGGAGCGGACAGCAUGGACAGCGAUGACUGCGAGCUGUGUGGAGAUGAAGUGUCUGAUAGGGAAAUUGAAGUUGACGGAGAGACUGCAACUAUAAUCCUGUUGGAUACCUGGGAUGCAGAGAAAGGUGAUGAGUGGACCCAGGAGCGCUUCAUGCAGAUAGGUGAUGCCUACCUGCUGUUGUACUCUAUUACUGAUCGGGCAUCGUUCCUGCGAGCAUCAGAGCUCCGGAUAACCCUACGUCGCUUCCGUCCUGCACGACACACCCCCAUAAUCCUGGUGGGGAACAAGUGCGACCUGGUGAGGCGCAGAGAGGUGUCAACAAGUGAGGCCCGUGCUUGUGCUGCUGUAUUUGACUGUAAAUUCAUAGAGACCUCGGCAGCCAUGCAGCACAACGUCUGGGAGGCUUUUUACGGCAUCGUGAGACAGCUGCGCCUGCGACGAGACUCCAAAGAGGACAACAGACGUCGCAGGCACAUACACUGUGAGAAUCGCAGAGAGAGCCUUCCUGUUAGGGCCAAGCGUUUUCUCAACAAGGUGGUGGCAAAGAACAAUCCCAGCAUGGCGUUCUGGAUCAAAUCCAAAUCUUGUCAUAAUCUGUCAGUACUGUAGACCACCCUGAAUGCAGGGGGAAAUCACCUGAGCAGAGGAAACAACUUAAAGGCUGGAGAAAAGAAGCUGUGGAUCUUCCUCUGCCUCUGAGGAGCUUCGAGUUGGAUGACUCUGUCCUCGUGGUGUUUACCAUCCACCCUCCAUUCAGCAAAGGUGGUGGUGUAGGUUUGCAGCAUACCUAUAUAGGCUGUCAUCUUGCUGUUGUAAACAGUCUGAGUGGACAGCAAGCUUCACAAGUAAUGUGUUGGACAUGUCAUAAGUCAUGGGACAGAAGUAUGCUAUUUGAGACAUUUAAUGGAAACAGAAAAUGUAGUGAUUUUUAUUCUGUUUUCUUUGUUUGUUCUUUUUUUCCUCUUCAUAAUUUUUUCCAUGUUUUGCCAAAUGCUGUAAUAAUAACUGUACACUUUUCUACAUAUAAUUUGUAGAACCUCUGUGAUAAUUACACAUUUUCUUUUUAUUUAUGAUGCAGUGUUUUAUGCAUUAAUUGUAAGAACAGAUUGAUGAUGUGUUGCAUUUUGCUACUUUGAAACAUUGCAUGAAGAAAUAAAGUGACAUUUUUGUUUGGAAGAA
Molecule: messenger RNA, 1837 nt
Organism: Girardinichthys multiradiatus
Lineage: Eukaryota; Metazoa; Chordata; Actinopteri; Cyprinodontiformes; Goodeidae
Gene: gem
Product: GTP binding protein overexpressed in skeletal muscle
Exons: 4
Coding region: 347-1267 (306 amino acids)
Biological process (GO): negative regulation of high voltage-gated calcium channel activity
Cellular component (GO): plasma membrane
Molecular function (GO): calcium channel regulator activity; GTP binding; GTPase activity
Source: RefSeq, a predicted model, not a curated record